Rhodamnia argentea is the source of this 1926-nucleotide messenger RNA. Its product is annotated as phosphomevalonate kinase, peroxisomal. Gene Ontology annotation, molecular function: phosphomevalonate kinase activity; ATP binding. Gene Ontology annotation, cellular component: peroxisome. NCBI's taxonomy places the organism in Eukaryota, Viridiplantae, Streptophyta, Magnoliopsida, Myrtales, Myrtaceae. The coding region runs from base 232 to 1737 and encodes 501 amino acids. The record is from RefSeq and is a predicted model, not a curated record. The transcript is spliced from 11 exons. Gene Ontology annotation, biological process: isopentenyl diphosphate biosynthetic process, mevalonate pathway.
GACGUGGUAGGUGGGUGAGUGUGUUUGAGCAAUUGGCAUUGAACACCGAAGUUCUCGUCAAAGAACUAAAUACUUCAACGGUCGCCUUCGCUGACUCAAUCGAGUGUAAACGGAUCUCAUCUCGCAGUUAGCUGCAGUGGAACGACAUUCACUUGGGAUUCUCCGCUUAGAGAAACUUCGCAGAGUGACAGGGCGAGGGAAGGAGAGGCGGGGAGACAGAGGAGGAAGACAAUGGCAGUUGUUGCAUCAGCUCCCGGGAAGGUCUUGAUGACCGGCGGGUAUCUUGUUUUGGAGAGGCCAAAUGCAGGGAUUGUUCUUAGCACAAAUGCUCGAUUCUAUGCAAUUGUGAAACCUCUUCAUGAAGAAAUCAAACCUGACAGCUGGGCAUGGGUGUAUACAGAUGUCAAGUUAACAUCUCCUCAGUUGUCUAGACAAAGCAAUUACAAGUUGUCGUUGAAGAAUCUGACUCUCCAGACAGUGUCUUCGAGCGACUCCGGGAACCCAUUCGUGGAACACGCUGUGCAGUAUGCUGUGGCAGCUGCACAUGCAAAAUUUGACAAGAAUAAUAAAGAUGAACUUCACAAACUACUCUUGCAAGGGCUUGAUAUUACAAUUUUAGGCUGCAAUGACUUCUACUCAUACCGGAAUCAGAUUGAAGCUCGAGGAUUACCCUUGGCACCAGAGUCAUUAGCUGCUCUUCCUCCUUUUGCAUCAAUUACCUUCAACGCAGAGAACCCGACUGGAGAAUGUAAACCAGAAGUUGCAAAAACUGGACUUGGUUCUUCUGCAGCCAUGACUUCGGCUGUGGUUGCUGCUCUACUUCAUUACUUUGGAGUUGUUAACCUUUCUCUCUUGUUGAUGGAUUCCUCGGGGCUUGAUGUUGUGCAUAUGAUUGCCCAAAGUGCUCACUGCAUAGCUCAAGGGAAAGUUGGCAGUGGUUUUGAUGUCAGCUCUGCAGUAUAUGGGAGCCAGCGGUAUGUCCGGUUUUCACCAGAUGUGCUUUCUUCUGCUCAGGUUGCAGUCAAAGGAAUGCCUCUAGAUGAUGUCAUUGUUGACAUCUUGAACGGAAAGUGGGACCAUGAGAGGACCAAGUUCUCCUUGCCGCCAUUAAUGUCACUUUUGCUCGGAGAACCAGGAACAGGAGGAUCCUCCACCCCAUCCAUGGUAGGAGCUGUGAAGAAGUGGCAAAAAUCUGACCCCCAGAAUGCCCAAGAGACGUGGACAAAGUUGUCAGAAUUAAAUUCAACUCUGGAAAGACAAUUUAACUUGUUGAGCAAAUUAGCAGAGGAAAAUUGGGACGUGUAUAAAAGGACUAUAGACAGAUGCAUCUCGCUUAAGUCAGACAAGUGGAUAGAGCUUGGAACUGAUCCAAGAGAAGAAGUUGUUGUCAAAGUUCUGUUGGGUGCAAGAGAGGCUAUGCUUGGGAUCAGGAAUCUUAUGCGGUCGAUGGGUCAGGCUGCUGGUGUUCCUAUAGAACCUGAAUCACAGACUCGGCUUCUAGAUGCUACUAUGGGCAUAGAAGGAGUUCUGCUGGCUGGGGUUCCUGGAGCUGGCGGGUUUGAUGCAAUCUUUGCCGUUACUUUAGGAGAUUCUAACCAAAACCUUGUCAAAGCUUGGAGUUCGCUCAAUGUCUUGGCUUUAUUAGUCAGAGAAGAUCCUAGGGGUGUAUCAUUAGAAACAGGUGACCCAAGAACCGCAGGAAUUAUGUCAAACAUUUCUUCUUUUCGCAUUGAGUAGUCCCUCGUUUCUUUUUCCCUUUCUUGUAUGCUGGAAUUGCAAUUGUCAUUCGAUAAUUUAAUGGCUAUUGUGUUUCAAUAUAGUGAGUGGGAAGCAAGAAUUGUACUUUAAUGUGGAGGAAUAAUCCUCAAAUGUUUUAAGACAUAUUUGACUGGCAGAAGAAAUGAAAUAAAGUCUAUUGUUCCAUUA